Molecule: messenger RNA, 1628 nt
Organism: Cryptococcus amylolentus CBS 6039
Lineage: Eukaryota; Fungi; Basidiomycota; Tremellomycetes; Tremellales; Cryptococcaceae
Exons: 4
Coding region: 90-1301 (403 amino acids)
Molecular function (GO): D-amino-acid oxidase activity; FAD binding
Source: RefSeq, a predicted model, not a curated record
CAUCUGUAUGUGUAUAGAACUUAAAAGUACACCGUGACUGACUCGGGAACUAAAACCACUACAUAUUCGCCCUCUCGACCAGCAAAAUCAUGUCCCAGUACGACAUCGUCGUCAUUGGCUCAGGAGUCGUCGGCCUCUCUACCGCCAGAGAGCUUGAUAACCGCGGCUACAGAGUCGCAAUCGUCGCGAAAGACCUCCCAGAAGAUGCCACAAGCACCGGGUUUGCCAGUCCCUGGGCAGGCUGCAACUGGUUCUCUUUUGCCCAGGGCGGCACACCCGCAGCCGAAUGGGAUACCGUCACCUACAAGCAGUUUGGCAAGCUCGCCGAAGAGCACCCCGAGCUUUGCGAAAAGAUUCCCUUCUGCUCCGUUUGGGACACACCUAAGGGCAAGGAGGGGACUCCCUGGUUCCACAAAUUGGUCUUCGACUAUAAAGACUUGAAGGCUACCUCUACAGCUCCUCUUCCUGGAAAUAAGGCUUACGGCCAUUCCUUCACCUCUUACGUCCUUAACGCUCCUGCCUACCUUGCCCACCUUGGCGCCGAUGUUCGUUCUCGCCACAUUCCCAUCAUCCGUGCCCGUCUGUCUUCGCUCGACGAAGCCUACAGCCUCCCAUCCAUCGGUCCAGUCCAGCUCGUCGUAAACGCUACCGGUAUGGGAGCAAAGAGCUUGAUAGGUGUGGAAGAUGACAAGGUGCACCCGGCUAGAGGGCAGACGGUCCUGGUCAAGGCGCCAGGUUUCAAAGAGUGUGUGAUGCAGACGGAGGGGUUCUAUGUCGCUCCUGGUAAAAGUGAGUUCUUGACUCGUCUUAUGAUGACUCCCCAGUUAAUACAACCAGAACCCAUCCCUCCUGCCUACAUCAUUCCCCGUCCGGGCCCAGAGGGUCACGUCGUCCUCGGAGGCGUCUAUCAGCCGAACGUCUGGGACACCCUUCCUUCCCUCACCGAGGCCGAGCGCAUCCUCAAAGACUGCUACGACCUUGCCCCCGCCCUCGCCGGACCCAACGGCAAGUCCUGGAAGGAUAUAGAGAUUGUUUCCCACAAUGUCGGGCUCCGACCAGCGAGAGAGGGAAGCCCACGGUUGGAGUUGGAAGAGCUCGAGAUCGGGGAAGGCGCAAGCAGAAAGGGGGCUUAUGCAAUUGCCCCUGCAGUGGGCAAACUGGGACACAAGAGGAAGGUUGCGGUCGUGCAUGCCUACGGGAUCGGAUCUUCUGGGUUCCAAGCUAGUUUGGGAAUGGCUGCAAACGUCUCUGACCUUGCUAUCGAGUAUCUUACAAGGAACCCUCGUGCCAACACAUUGUGACUCGCCUGCUCUGUCUUUAUUUGCUAAUUUGCUUUCUAUGUACUGUCUUGAGAUUUUGAGCUAUUACCGGAUUAGCUCACGCAUGUCUGGUCGAGCGCUCGGACCACCGCAGAAGCGAGUCGCGUCGUGAUUGACAUUUUCCUUUUCUCUUUGACCUCUCUACCUCAAAGUUCCGAUAUCCUCCUUCACACUGCAUCAACCUUCUCUCUCUGUCAAACUCCCGAUCAUACUCUACAGGCCAAAAAUCACCUCCCAGCAUUGCGUUGACAAAGGCAUCCAGCAGCAACAGCAACAUAUGCUCUGAAGAAAACGGACCUUGAGUUCGUC